This is a messenger RNA of Aspergillus ruber CBS 135680, 2091 nucleotides long. RefSeq names its product putative HMG box transcriptional regulator. Gene Ontology annotation, molecular function: DNA-binding transcription factor activity, RNA polymerase II-specific; RNA polymerase II cis-regulatory region sequence-specific DNA binding. Lineage: Eukaryota; Fungi; Ascomycota; Eurotiomycetes; Eurotiales; Aspergillaceae. Gene Ontology annotation, biological process: cell differentiation; negative regulation of transcription by RNA polymerase II; anatomical structure morphogenesis. The record is from RefSeq and is a predicted model, not a curated record. The transcript has 3 exons. The coding region runs from base 1 to 2091 and encodes 696 amino acids.
AUGUCUUACGAUCGAGUGCUCCCUGUGCCUGCUGCUCUACAUCAUGAGCCUGCCCAGGUUGUGCUUCCUCCUAGACAAACCAGUAACCUCCUCGAGCACAAAAUCAUGAACGACGAUUACUCUCACAAGGCCACUAUGAUGGACUGUUCUCAUCAUUCCCUUCCUCUUCCUCAUCGUCAUUAUUCCUCUCCUCCUUCCCACGAUGGAUACGCCAAUUCCUUGCCCCAGGUUCAUCUCUCCUCCAUCAACCGCGCCAAAGUGGCCUACAACCGCAUGGCUUCCGGUGGUACUUUAGAGUCCCACAAGCCUAUCGCCCCGUUACCAUCGGCCAAGGAAAUUCCUAUUCGUGAACACUCCUCUUUCUCAGAUCGGUCUGGUUCCUCCAGCCCGGGCAAGUCGUCGAGUUCCAGAGAGCUGCAGCCGCAGCAGCAACAACAAUCUGCGGCCCAGUUUUGUCUCUGUCAACCCGACCCCAAGAUCCCCAGACCCCGUAAUGCUUUCAUUCUCUAUCGCCAACACUAUCAAGCUGCGGUUGUAGCUCAGAACCCCGGUCUGGCUAACCCGGAUAUCUCCAAGAUCAUUGGUGAACAAUGGAGGAAGCUUCCGCAGGAGACCAAGGAUGAAUGGAAGGCUCUCGCAGAGGAAGAAAAAGCUCGCCACCAGCAACAAUAUCCUGAAUACCGGUAUCAGCCCCGUCGAUAUGGCCGUGAUGGGAAUCUUCGCAGUAACGUCACACAAACGCCUUCUGGCUCGACAGUUUGCAAUAAGUGUGGUGGUCGAAUCAUGAACCCACCAGUCUCGCCAGACGCUCCCUUCACACCAAAUGGAUCUUCUGCCUCCAGUAACGGGAUCUCACACACCGACACCUUGCCUGUCCGUAGCUAUCAGUGCCGUAUCAAAGACACUGAUCGGUCCCCAAAUCCUAUCCGAUUUGGAAGCAACGGCGGGCCUCGGCCAUCCCGUUCGCGACAAUGGGAAGAAAGUGGAUCUCGAUCGCCAGAUUCGAAGCGUCGCCGGUUCAAUCCCUAUCCCUUCAAGGCAAGCCUUCCCCGUGAAAAGACUCCGGACUCACGAGGCGCCAACAGCAACAGCAUGCUUCACAUGUUACAUCCUCCACGGCCGCAUCCCAAUAUGAAAACCAAUCAGCCUCCACAUGAUCCUAGUUUGAAGCUACCGCCAUUGCAAACAACUGCUUCGGCACCCGGGAUCAUGACCCCAAUAACGCCCUUUUCUCAGAACGGAUCAAGCUUGGAAAGCACUGUCAUGACCAUCCCGUUCCUGAACAAGAUCAAAGUUCUCGCCAAAAUCUCGCCUCCGCUGGCUCCCAUUCUCAGGGAUGCUUCUCAACAGCAACAACGGGGUCCGGUUAUUGCUGUCGAUGGACAGGAUCCGGCAUUGGUGAAGGCCACGGUCGAGUAUCUGGGAAGUGCUUUGCAGAAGGAAGGGAGAUACAGUGUCCGAACAUUCGACGGGCCAGAGGUCCGCCCCCGCGAUGCGUCUUCAGAAUCAGGGCAAAUGAAGGAUGCCACGGUGGAUUACCUCGACACCAUUUCCGCGUGGCACCGAAUCUCAGACGAGAUUAUCAACUUCGUCCGGCCGUCCGCUGGGUCUCCCAUGAUAAAUCCAGCGGACGAAGAGGUUCAAUAUGGUAUCUCACCAAAGACCAUACUCUCCGAAGCAGCGAACUUGCAAAUUGGGUCACCCAAGGGCAGUGAGAAUGGAUCCGCUGCGACACCAUCGUCAUCGAUGACAAGCUCUAGCGGAAGUCCCAUUGCUCUGGUGCCUCGAUACCAACUCACCACCGCCGACACAUUUGCCUGUUCGGUUCCCAUCCACGACUCGUAUGCGCCGCUUGACCAUUGGCAAUGGAUGGCUUCCCUCUGGCGUGCAUGUGUGGGCCCGGACAUUACGGUCUACAUCCGGGAAUGUGAGAAGGAUGAACUCGACCAGCUUGGAGGAAAUCCCGUCGAGGUGCGUCUUCACGAUGCGCGGACUGUUGUCGUGCGGAAAGCGACAGGCACUCCUAAAGGUCUUGAGGAGAAAGUUCUCAGACGGGUAGGGUUCGAGAUUGAAGAUUUCUUAACUCAGUAA